AUGCAUUCGCAUGAGCAUAAUGAAUUUUGGAGUGCUCUGUUAGAGAAAGCGUAUGCGAAGCUCUACGGUUCGUAUGAAAACCUCGAAGGCGGAACUACAGCUGAAGCGCUUGAGGACUUCACUGGUGGACUCACCGAGUUCUACGAUCUUCGUAAGACCGACAAAGCCACUGUUCUAGCAAUGAUGAUCCGUGGUUUCCAGAUGGGGUCGCUUUUUGGAUGUAGUAUCGAUGCUGACCCAAAUCAAAAGGAAGCACCGUUAGAAAAUGGCUUGGUUCGAGGACAUGCUUACAGUAUCACUGCUUUACACACUGUGCCCGGUCCACACGGUGAAACUCCUCUGGUUCGUGUCCGGAAUCCGAAUGGAACGGCCCUUGGAGUGAUGGAUCAUCAGAAGUGGAAUUAUGUGGAUAGCCAGAAAAGAGCCGAAUUAGGAGUUGAGUUCGCUAAGGACGGCGAAUUCUGGAUGUCGUUUGACGAUUUCUACACCAAUUUCAUGCAGAUGGAAAUUUGCAAUCUAUCGGCGGCUGUGAUGAACGAAGUCUCAGAAAUGACCGGGGUGGAAAUUUCUGAUCCUAACUUACAUCAAUGGGAGGAAAAAGCUGAGGACGGCGAAUGGAGUACACAGAAAGGGACCGCAGGCGGCUGUGCAAAUAAUCCU
Molecule: messenger RNA, 660 nt
Organism: Cooperia oncophora
Lineage: Eukaryota; Metazoa; Nematoda; Chromadorea; Rhabditida; Trichostrongylidae
Source: the annotation of a GenBank genome assembly